Molecule: messenger RNA, 1112 nt
Organism: Papaver somniferum (opium poppy)
Lineage: Eukaryota; Viridiplantae; Streptophyta; Magnoliopsida; Ranunculales; Papaveraceae
Exons: 4
Coding region: 311-910 (199 amino acids)
Biological process (GO): cytokinin biosynthetic process
Source: RefSeq, a predicted model, not a curated record
GUGAAAGAUCAAGACAAGAGUAAUCUACGAUUUUGAUUGGUUUUCUUCUGACUCUCUUAACACUUUUAUUUUUUAUUUUUCCUCUGUUAGUUAUUAGAAAGAGAAAGAAGAACGUGUAGGUGUUUGUGUUUGUAUGUGUGUUGUGUUUUAUAUCUAGAGACUAUUGAGAGAACAGAAUCACAGAUAUUACAAUUAUAUAAAGACCAGAGAGUGAGAAGGAGAAGGAGAAACCCCAUUUCCUAUCUGGUUCCAGAUUCCAUUCUAAUUCUCUAUUGCUUUCUUGUAGCUUAAUAGAAAGGAACCUCAUACAAUGAAUGGAAUGUCAUCCCAAUGUAGUAGUAGUAGAUGUGAAUCAGGUUGGACUAUGUAUUUAGAUCACUCAGUUUCUCAAAAUCAUGGCAAAAGAAGUGGUGGGUUUUUCAAUGGAGGUAAUUUUUUCAGUGAGAAAUACAAUGCUAUGGAAGAAGCAGAAGAACCAGAAGCAGCAGCUGAAGAAGAAGAAGAAGAAGAAGAUUUGUCUAUGGUUUCUGAUGCGUCUUCUGGUCCACCACAUUUUCAUGAAGAUGAAGACUAUUGUGAUGAUGAAAACGGGUGUUCUUGUUUUACUUCUUCAGCUACUGCAUUGGCAAAGAAAAAUAGCAAAAGACAGAAAACUAAAGACCAACAUCAACAGCAACAGUAUCAUCCUUCUCUUCUUGAUGACACUGCUAGCUCUCCUCUAUUCAGCUUUUCCAAUAUCAAUAACCAGAAAGCUACAAUGGAGAAUGUUUUAGAUUUCUCACAAGGUUUCUCUGCAACACAUUUUAAGGGAAGAUCUUCAUUUCAGAAGCAUUUUGAUUUUCUGGAUUCUUCUCUUCCUGGACCCAAAUUUACCAAAACCAGUGGCUUCCAAGGAAGUAAAUGGGAAUGAGAUUUAUGAUUCCCACAUCAAUCCAUCUUCUCUAAUGUCUGCUUAUGUUCAAAAGAUGUGAAGAGAAGACUAGUAUAAAAGAAAAAGGAGAUGUAAAGAUGAAAAGGAAAAUUCUUCUCUUUAAUUUUUAUUUUCUACCUUGUCAUUGCUGUGGGACACAACCUGAAAGCAAAAGAAGAAAAUAAAAAAUCUCACUUCUCUU